AUGCUCCAGUCGCUGCUCGGCCGGUUCGGGGGGAAAUGGGGCGACCUGCCGUCGUCCUUCGGGUUCGUCGUCGGCGAGCAGGUGCCGCUCCCGUUUUCUCUCUCGUGUGGCUUUGAGUUAUUCACCUGCUCGCGCAAGAGCGACGGCGCGCCGGCCUCGCUGUUCAUCCUGCAAAAGAAGUCUCAGGGGACUCGGGCGGACGCCGCGGGCGUGGACGCCGGCGCCUCCCUCGCCGCGGCAGUGAUCGACGUCAGCGCCGGUCGCAGCCAUCUGCAGCGCGCGAAGACGCUUCUCCACCCCGACGUGCUGAAGACGCUGGAGACGCACGAAAGCGACUCGGCGCUCUACGUCGUCACAGAGAAAUGCUGGCCGCUGCCCUACCUGCUCCAUGAGCAGCAGCAGCAGCAGCAGCGGGCGGAGGGGCGCUCUUCGACGCCAGGCGCGCUGCUGCAUAGUCAGGCCUCGAGUAGCGAGGCGCGCGCAGACGGCUUCCCCGAGGGCAAGAAGGGCGAGGAGGAUGCAAAGAAGAAUGCGGAGACUGAGCGCGAGGCCGCGGCAGCUGCAGCCCUCGCAGACGUCGUGUGGGGGGUCUACCAGAUCACCAGCGCCGUCGCAUUUCUCCAUGAGUCCUGCGGACUGCUUCACGGACUCAUCAACCCUCUCAGCGUGUUUGUCACGGCAAAUGGGAGCUGGCGAUUGGCUUGCAUGGAGUUCGUGAGGCAGGCCUCCGCAGCGCCCUCGGCUCUGCUCGCCGACGCGCGCCGCAGCGCAGCGGCUCUACAGGGCUGGCAGCCGCCGGAGAGUGUGCCCGCGGGCUCGCCGCCGCAGUGGCUGGACUGGUGGGGCUUGGCGUCGCUGGUCACGUGGACGUACGCGUCCCUGCUGGCGCCGGGGGGCGGCUCGGGCGGCGGGCUGCGCUACGGCGGCAGCGCGUUUGGCAGUUUGUUUGAUCUCUCUGCGGCGACCGUCCCCGGCCGCGCGGCGCUUCCGCCGCCCGCGCGGCAGCUCUGCGAGCGGCUGCUGCGACGGCCCUCGGCGGGGCUCGCGUCGUCCGGCCGGGUUCUGUCAGACUGUCUGAAGACCGACCCGUUUUUCAACAGCAGCUCGACUUGCAGCUGCUUGCUCUUUCUGCGGGAGGUUCACGUGAAGGGCGCCUACGAGAAAGAGAGCUUCUUCGAACAGGAGCUUCCGCGGAUGCUGCAGGGCAGCGGCGCGCCCCUGCUGCCGCAGGCGGUGCAGGAGCAGCAGGUGCUUCCCGAGCUGCUCAAGCUCCUCGACCCCAGCGGCGGGCGCCCCGGGGACGGGGCCGCCCCGGGGGCGGGGGCCUCCGCAGCGGGCCCGCUGACCCCCGCGGUCGUCGGCUGCGUGGGGCUCGUCGCCGCGAGCAUCGCCAACGCCGAAGAGGGGCGGGGAAGUGCGUGGUGGGCGCGAGGAGGAGGGGACGAAGGCAAAACGGGGAAGCACCUUCAAGUUCAGAGACUGCGAAACGUCUUAGAGAAACUCUUCCAGUCCAGCGACCGCGCGAUUCGGUACACGCUGCUCACGUCGUUGCCCGCCCUAGAUCCUCUGAUGCCCCCACGCUUGUACCUGCGAAUCUUUGAGAGCCUGAUGCUCGGGCUCCUCGACUCCGCACUCGCCAUCCGCGAGGCAACCAUCAAGUCCCUCGUUCUGGUGUGCGGCAAAAUUGGAAACGAAAAAAAGACGCUGCAGACGUGCCUGGAGCAGCUGCUGCGCCUGAUGAGCGACGCCGAGGGAAUUGUGCGAAUCAACUCAUGUAUCUGCGCCGCAAAGAUCUGCACGCUGCCUCAGACGGAGUCUCUCUUUACCAAGAAGAACGCCGCUCCGCACGCGACGCUCCAGCUCCUCCAGCAGAUCCUCCUGGCGGGCCUGAAGGACGGAAUGCCGGCGUGCCGCCAAGCUGCUCUCCAAUCUAUUCGUCACUGCUUGGAUCUGUUUCCACUGCGAGUUCUCGCGCAUCCUCUCCUCGCGGGCGUCGGCGUGGCGGCUGUCGACCAAGACGACGCUUCAGUCUCCGAGACGGCCAUGGAUACUUUGAAGCAAGUCAUCUCCACGUUGGAGAAGAAGUUGACGGAACGAAAUGCGGCUCUUCUUUCUGCUGACGGCAACGGCGAGAAAACAGAGCCCGCAGUGCCGGUCAGCAACGGGGACAGCGACGGCGGCUGGCUUGGCUCCGUGGCGCGCAGCAUGCGGGCGUCGAUUGCGGGUGUGCGGCGUGCGGGCGACGAGGACUCGAGUCACCUCGAGUUCCGCGCCGGUUCAUCUGCGUCGCUCUUCGUUUCCCCAGGAGGCGCGCAGCCCUCGCCCCCGUGUCCCUCGCCGCCGCGCCCUCCGCCCCCACAGGCCUCUUGGGCGCCUGUCAACGGAGUCUCCGCGAGCGCGCCUGCAGCUGGUCCGCCGCGCAGGGAGACACCGGGCAGCCGAUCUAGCCGACUCACGAAUUCGCUCGAAGACGGCAAGGUCUUCUACGACGCGGCGGACUCCGUCAACGCGUGGGUGGAGGACGACGAAGAGAUCUCCGUGGACUCUUGGGACGUGAUGACGGCGGCCGACGCUUCCCUCUCUGCGAGACAAACAGAGCCUUGCUCUCUCUCUUCAGUCUCUUCUGUCUCCUCGUUACGGACGCCCGGUCGCGCGGCGCCGCCGCCUGCGAGCGCGGCGGCGUCUUUCGCUUCGUCUUCACUGGCGUCUGCGGCCUCUCCUGCGGUCUCCCCUGCUUUCCUGCCUUCCGCUGGCAUGACGCUCACGCGAACAAUUUCCCCUUCCGCCGCGGCACACGCCUUUGGCGCCGCAAGGGGCGCGCGUGUGCCUCCCUCGCGCGCGGAGCCUUUGCCGCCGUCUUCGCUGCGAAGUGCGCCGACCGCGAAGCCCGCGCUCGGCGACGACUUUUUCGAUGAAAUCGAGAGGCAGCUGCUCUCAGAGACUGACUGA
Messenger RNA from Besnoitia besnoiti, 2949 nucleotides. Its product is annotated as SCY kinase (incomplete catalytic triad). NCBI's taxonomy places the organism in Eukaryota, Apicomplexa, Conoidasida, Eucoccidiorida, Sarcocystidae. Gene Ontology annotation, molecular function: ATP binding; protein kinase activity. The coding region runs from base 1 to 2949 and encodes 982 amino acids. Gene Ontology annotation, biological process: protein phosphorylation. The transcript has 10 exons. The record is from RefSeq and is a predicted model, not a curated record.